Messenger RNA from Peronospora matthiolae, 456 nucleotides. NCBI's taxonomy places the organism in Eukaryota, Oomycota, Peronosporomycetes, Peronosporales, Peronosporaceae. The record is from the annotation of a GenBank genome assembly.
AUGGUAGAGUUUGCCAUUAACAACUCGGUGCAUCCGUCCACGACACAUACACCGUUUUACGUGAAUGGCUUGCGCCAUCCGCGUGUACCCACCUUACUAGAGUGUAACUCUGGUUUAAAGGGGGGAGGGACUCGCGCGAGCAAAAACCGAUUUGGUUCACGCUCAUCACGCUCUGACGAAGAGGUCAUUGCGUUUGAUGCCGAUACCGAUAACAUUGAUAUCGAAGAAGAUGAUGCCAGUGAGAGCGCGGAAGCCCUCACUGAAGAAAAGAUUGAUGUUGCUGCAGUGCACUCACAGCACACUGAAGCAAACGAGUCAGCAGAUGAGUUCACACUGGCUCGUGCAACGGUAGUCCGUUUUGUGCAAGACUCCAUCGCCGAAGCGGUGGAUAAGCAAAAGCAAAACGCUGAUAAGAAUGGAAGGGCAAACACUCUUUAUUUAAUAAAGGUGACUUAG